AUGUUGCGGCGAACAAGAAGAGCACCAAACGCUUGCUCUUGGUGUCAUCAUCGGAAAGUUCGAUGCGAUGCCUCAAUACUUGGAUCUCCAUGCACUCGAUGCCGACAGGAUGGUCGCCGAAGUUGUACGCUUCGCUCGAAAGCAACAAAACAGUCAGAUUUACCUCAAAUUCCAUUGAAAAGCUAUGCUAACAUAUGUUACAGAUACAAAACCCCAGAUCACCCAGAAGUUCCUACAACUCGUGAAGGCCAGAGUGAAGUGAUAUUCAGUCCCCUUGACGACCAGAGCUUCCCAGCUCCAACCCGAAGACGCCAACCAUCUAUUGAAACACAGCAUGAUGAUUUUAAUCGAUUCAGCUAUACCUCGCCAUCACAAUGCUCCAAUUUUUCCCACAAAGAGUACAAUUUCAUUGAUAUCGACCAGUUGUUAUCACUGUCGCCCGAGAACACGGCGAUUCUCGACUGCAAGGGGUGUUUAAGCCUACCGGACCAGAACGCAAUGGACGAAUUUGUGCAGCAUUACUUCAGAAGAAUUCAUCCACUUGUCCCUGUGCUUGAUGAAGCUGAGUUUUGGCGCUCUUAUGUGAACCCUGGCACCGGUCGCAAAGUAUCACUCUUUGUGUUCCAGUCAAUGCUUUUCGCAAGCUGUCCGCUGGUUUGUUUGACAACUCUGCGUCGGUGCGGAUUCAGAAGUAGGAGAGAUGCCCGGAAGAAACUCUACAACAGAGCUAAGUUACUAUUCGAGAUGGCAGCUGAGAAAACCUGCCAUGCAAAUGCGCAGGGGGCUGUUCUGCUCUCGCAUUACACUUCGGCAGAAGUCCCUCGGGCCGGGAGUCUAUGGCUCACAAGAGCUAUCGAAAAUACCAUACGAAUUAAUGCUCGACCAUCCCUGCGGCCAGAAAAUGUGGAUGAGUCACUUAAAAAGCGCCUCUGGUGGUCGAUCCUGCUUCGCGACCGAAGUAUUUGUAUUGGCCUGCGCCGUCGUCCACAAAUCACCUCGAGCGCCUUCUUUGGAAGCAAGGAUUUGCCGAAGACAGAAGACUUUGAAGAAGAAAUGCAAAAUUCUCGUGUUUACGAUUAUGGAACCAAGCAGAGCCUGUUCAUGGCGUUCCGGCAACAAUGUGAAUUAGCUGCGCUUCUGACCGACUUGUCAUCUUUGGUUUUCGAUACAUCACAGACCAGAAAACCUUCGCUUUCCUUCAUUGAUUUUCAAAACUUGAUGUCAACUAUCAGAACGAUCAAGCAGUCACUCAGCACUUGGGAAGAAUCCGUCCACUCCGCUAUCCCCCAGAGUCUGACUCCGGAAAGCGACGAUGCGACCGCGACAUUAAUAUAUUUGACCGUCAUGUACUAUCACGCCGCCAGAGUUGAUUUGGCUCAAUACGCGGCCCUAGUCCUGGAAGAAAAUCAAUUCUACGCCAAAGACAUCUAUACCAACUGGAUUCAAGAUAUCAGCAAUGACCUGAGUGAGGCUAUUGCGGGGCUGACAAUAGUAAUGGAAUACUUCAGUGUUAAUAACGACGCCGAUAGUCUUCCAUUGAGUGUACUCGGAUAUGUCGGCAUGCCACUCGUUCUAGCGGCUAUAGAUCUCAAGCUAUCUCCCUCUCGCGAAGCAUUGAAACUGAGGCAAAAACGUCUGGAAUCGGUUGGUCUGAUCAUCCGUCAUUCUGAAACGCUUUAUGAUGUAACCGACUGUGUCGCGGUAGGAGCAAAUCAUAUCCUUCAUCUGGCCUAUAUCACUACACAAAAUCUCUUUUCGGGUGGAGAAAGCUCGCAGAGGCUAUGUAACAUUGCGAAGAUAAAGGAUCCAUCCCCUCACAACCUUUCCAGCCUCAUGUUCAAGUCCGCUCUGGCUCAACAACCACAGAGUUGGCAGGAGGCAUUUGUCCGCUGUCCAAGAGCAUACCUUUUGAUAUCGACGUCAAUGGACUACAGCUUAUCGCUUGGAAGGUUGCCAUCUGCCCAUGAUCUUCCUAGAGCUGUUCGUGAUCUUCCUGUCAUCGGUGCUAUCGCCAGGCUGCCUUGGACCGUCGAGCUCUGUCCAUCUAUAAGUGUGAAAACCUCUGUGGAUGAGAAAAACUCACCCAAUCAUUUCUCAGAGAUGAGGUCCAUUUCAGUCGAAGCAACACGUGCCUCGAAAGCCUCCCCCACGGUGGGUGAAUCAGAACCAGGACGAAAGCAAAAUAUCAUACACAACCACUGCAUCUUAUUUCAACGAGAUUCUCCGACUCGUGCGGCGAAUCUCCCAGAAAGCUACGUCGAGCUACCUACUCAAAGGGAAUCUCCUGAGAUGAACUUGGAUUACAUGGAGUUCGGAAAUCUUCCGAGUUUUUCAGGAGCCCCGGAUAAAGAUCAUUUCCCUAAAAUGGAAUUAUCGAGUCCCGAAUUGCAGCACGCAGGCGUCUUGAGCUGGUCAGGGGGGGGGGUUCAGGCUGCUAGCUACGAACUCAGCCCACAUCCGUCAAUUGGUGCUGUUGGGCUUUCGGUCUUUGACACAUUCUUCCAUGAAGCCUUUGAAGGAAAUUGGGCGUCUUGGUAG
Messenger RNA from Penicillium antarcticum, 2538 nucleotides. Its product is annotated as Zn(II)2Cys6 transcription factor. The record is from RefSeq and is a predicted model, not a curated record. The transcript has 5 exons. Gene Ontology annotation, biological process: regulation of DNA-templated transcription; DNA-templated transcription. Gene Ontology annotation, molecular function: zinc ion binding; DNA binding; DNA-binding transcription factor activity, RNA polymerase II-specific. Bases 1 to 2538 code for a protein of 845 amino acids. Lineage: Eukaryota; Fungi; Ascomycota; Eurotiomycetes; Eurotiales; Aspergillaceae.